AUUGUUAACUGUCGCCGCUUGUGUCAUUCAAGAGCAUAUCUAGAGUACUUUUUCUGUGACGCCCGUUCUAUUGAGAAACGUUUUAGGCAUACCGGUGCCUUGGCACAUAGAGGGAGUAGAUUUUUACAUCUGGGGCCAAAUAGGACAAGACUCUCGGGCCCAGUUUUAUACGAGGCACAAGUGAUAGAUUAAAGAGGUUGACAAGAUACUAUAUACCCUUUUUAGACCGGGAGUGUGCCUACUAAAUGGCGUCUCUUGAUAAGGAAUCAAAGCGCAAGAAUGACAAGUAUAGUAUAGAUACUGAAAGCGAAUCAGUAACUGCUCGUUCGAGCGACUUACACGACAAUGUGGAAUGUGAAACUUCAUCCCUUGAUAAUGUCAAAAAGGCCUCUCCGGCACACAAUAAAUCAUUGAAAAGCAGGCCAUAUACAUGGAACAAAUCUAUGUUGAAAAACAGUGUGCAGUUGAUGAAGAGUAUGGAAAGUUCCGCUGAUUUGACUGACAGUUCGAAUCUUGAAUCUGACGUGAGUGACACGAAGAGCAGCAGCAGUACAAAGCCGAACAAAACCUCUAGGCUUCUAUCUAGGUCGAGGCGGAGUUUCAAGGUUGACAGAAAAAUAGAAAAAGAAUACAGUCUUGUUGGUAACAUGUAUAAAGGGGAGCAAACCUUGGAAACUGAUACAGACAACAACAAUGUUAAGGAAAGCGAAUGUUUACCCAAGUCAUCACGUUUGUUAAAGUCGAAGAAAAAAAAAGAAUCUUGUCAGUGUAUCGAUGAUAUUGCAGAGUCCAGCCAAAAAAAUCUAACUAGCGAUUCUCGCGAAUCUGCAAAAUCGAGGAAAAAAAGUCUCGGAGACGAGCCAAUACAGACCUCAAAUACUUCCCAGCCUGACACUGAAGUGAAUCAACCUGUUAAUGCCUCCUCACAAGGGGCUCAAGAGAAAGUCGAGGAUAUGACGCACAAUGAAACAGCUGAAUCUUACAGGUCUUCGAAAGAGAUUUUCGAGUCUGGUGAAUUUUUAGAAAAUUUCGAAGAGCGACUAGAAGAAUUGAAAUCGAAAUCCAAAAUAUCUGUACCGCAAAAUCUACUAAAUGUUCCGGAAGACGAAGUUCAAGUGAAAACUAUCAAUUCCAUUUACAAGGCCUAUCCAGAUCUACCGGAAGACACACCCCCAUCAGUGGCUAGUAUCUAUGGAUUUUACAGAGGUGAAGACAAGGUGAUCGUUUAUAAGGGGCAUUGGUAUGGAGCUGACACAUCUCAAAAGGCAUUCCUUAAUGCCUAUCAAGGGCGUUUGUACCAGGCGAAGAUGAAGCCUAGCCCCCCGCUAGAGCUCUUCAACGCUAAGAUUGGUGGUAGUGAAAAUCACGAGGUAGCAUCUAAACCGCUAUCGGAAAGAGAAUGUUCAGAAUCAGGAUUAAUUGAAAGCGAAUCCUACGGGCAUCAAAAUUCAGCAGAGGAUGCUGGUCAAGUCAAAAUUGAGAAGACCGAAACCGAUCCAUUGUUCGAUAACGAUAAAAGCGAUCAAAAUUUAGAAACCAAAACGUCGGAUGGUAAUUUCAUCACGAGGCUUUGUUCUGACACUAAGCUGGUUUUAGAAAAACAGAGUGUUCACCCUGCGAACUCAUCUUCAACAGAAACUUCUGAAGCUACCGAGGAGGCGAAGGAACAAGAUCCACUUAAUGUAGAAGCGAAGAAGCAAUCAACUAGUUCUAGGAAAAGUCUUCAUUCUAGAAGAGAUAUUGCUAGUUCUUUAAGAAAGAGGAGCAAGAGAAUACAGAGAACUGAGUCUAUGUCAUCUAGUCACUCAUCGACACGUCAAUUAUCAGAUUCACAAGGUACUCAUUCGACUAAACAUAUACCCAGGAGGCGACCUGGGCAUAAGAGCACGGACACAGUGGAAUCAUCUUCUAGUGACGCCUCUGUUUGUUCUUCGGCGACAGCUAAAGAAGGGGAUACUACAACUACUUCUCAUCUACGUAGUCGAAAUGUUAGUAAAACGAUAAGCCCGAAGGAGCAGACUUAUGCAGAGUCGAACAUCAAAGUGUUCGAGUUAGACCCGUUAUUACUAGAAGAAGAGCCGAAUGCGAAGAAGACUAUACCGGUAAUAACAAAAUCUGUAUUUGAGGUUUUUAAGCCUGCCUCGAUUGACAUCAAUCCGAUUGAUUCUGUUGGUCCCGUGAGGCACAUGUUAGACAUUCCGGGACACCCUAUUUUGCUCCAAUUGAAGGCUCUUCACACCCCGUCGAACCAAGAGGUUUUCUUCGCAUCAGGCGCGUUUUAUGACAUCGAAAAGAAGGUCCGUUUAUCGGAAGUGUUUUAUUUUGAUUGGAUCAAUGAACAAGAGCUGCUGUACACGAUUAUACACCAGUAUUACCCAACACCUGGAAAUUCCGUACUUAACACCAGAAAUAUUUAUAUGAAGUUUUCCACAUCAGCAGUAUCCCAGUUCAUUUAUUUGAUUGUUCGCAUUUCAACGACUCCUAGAGAAGAAAUUGACACAAUUUUUGAUACAUACUCAAACACCAAUUUGAACUCUAAAGAACGUGCGAAGAUGAUUGACCAGUCUCGCCGGAUUUUGAACCGAUUGGGCAAGUACCAGCAGGCAUUUGGAUGGCUAGCGAUUCAAAUUUUUGAUGAAAAAUUGAACUUUAAGUUGACACCAAAGCAGGAUUACUAUGUAUACAAAAUGAAGCAGAAUAUGUCUGACUUGGCGCUGAUGGAUUAUUUUUACAAUAGCGAAGAGGGUGCUCGCAAAAUGAAAAAGAUGGACUUUUCUCUACAACUGUCUGGGUUUUUGUGUACUCCGGACAAAAUCAGACUGCUCAAUUAUUAUGGUAGCUCUCUCACGAGUUUCUUAUCUCAGGAUAGGGAGUCCAGCAUUGUCAGUUCGAACCCGAACCGCUCACUUACCGUGUGUGAUUCUGUCAAGCAGCUAAUCAAACCUCCAAGGCUAAUCUCGGACUACGUCUAUCAGGUUCAGGAGUUUCUUCCGCCUUCUGUUCCAGUGAGGAACAUCCACCACGACUUUGUUAACAAUCUAUAUAUUUAUCCCCUCAAUUUAACUCUAUCCGGCAACAAAUCCAAGCAUAAAGGUUUGGUGAUGUAUGUGUAUCUGAUGGACAACGACCGGGGCGUUCAUAAUGCACUAAAAAACAUCUACGGUCGAAGUUACGAGGAUAUGUUUAACAAAUGCUUCAUAACAUCUGUAUUCAUGGAAAAUGCGAAUAUUCAGGACGAGGUCAAGAUCAAGCUGCCGAUGAAGCUUAAGCAGUCUCAUCAUCUGCUGUUUUUAGUGCUCUCCUUGAAUAUGCGAAUGAAAAAGGACAAAGAUAACGAAGAAACGGAAAAAUUCCUUGGAUAUUGCUGGUAUCCUAUUUACAACAACUCUAUGAUACUCAAAGAUCGAGAGCACACCGCUCAGUUUGUUCCGUGCAAAGAAAUGGGCUUGGUGAAUGGAUAUAUGGCUAGGGUACGCAAUGACUUACCGGAUAACAGUGAUAAGGGCAUGCUUGUCUUUCGUUCCAAGCUCGUAUCGACUAUUUUUAGCGAGGAUGAUUACGUCAAUCAGUAUUUUGACUCGAUGAACAACAAUGCGAAAACCAAGAAGAAGUCCUUGUUGAUGUUGACAAAGGCCCAUCCGGAUGUGUUGAUCUUGUUUUUCCCAUUCAUCAUGGACAACAUCAUAGAAAGCCUGUGCCUAUACAAGGCCAAGUAUCAACCAUUGAUUUUCAAGACGUUGGUUCAGCUGUCUCAGUGUGUUUUCGAUCAGUUGAAUUUGUCUACGGCUAGCUACGAGAGUUUUCAGAGUUCGAAUCUAUUGCAGUCGUAUGUAACUUAUCAUUUCGUGAAUCCCAAAUCAAAUUCCUCGAUAGCGGAAAUCAUAGCGCUCAAUUGGUGCCAUGUCUUGCAAGAGGGGUACUCCUCGUCCGAGGGGUCGAAUUCCGGUAAUCUCAAGCUGGCCAGUAAUUCGCUGAGGGACGUUGCAUUUUUCUUCUUUGAAAUGAUCGUGAAAUCUCUUGCUAUGAGAAAACACGAGACAAAUGAAUCUAGGGCAGAAAUGACAACUCCAUCUCUCCGAAAGUCCCUCACAGAGAUUUUUCACUACGUCAGAGUUUAUCGAAGAAAUUCGAAUCAGUGCUUUGGAUUUUUGAAUCGGAUUUUGGCGCGAACCUGCAAUCAUCUGUUCACGCUGCUAGACCGUGGCUUCGUCCUGCGUUUGGUCCAUCAGCACAUCAGCAGUCUUAGUAGUCUCGAAGAUUUACCAAAUCGUAUUUUGUUCCUGAAGAUCGUCACUGCAUAUGAAUAUUACGUCGUACUCAACAUACCCUCGUUAGAUCCGGCGGACGCGCCUGAUCAUUUCGAUUACAACACUAUGUAUCAAAGGCACUACUUGUCCGGCAUGCUGAUAAAAGAGUUGGCGCAGUUAUUGAUGUGUGAAAAUCCGCAUCAAUUUAAAGAAACGCGCUACGAAACAAUUGUGUUGCUGAGAAAUUUGCUGUGGAAACACGAUUUAGAUGACCGUAUUCACACAGCAGAACAACUUUCGCCGAUUGCGGGUCUCUACUUUCCGUUUUGGACUCUGUUGGUAGAUAAUGUCCGAGUACUCACGAACGUGACACCGACUCCUCAGGAACAUCCCGAGCGGAAGGAGUGGUGUUUGUGUGCCUUCUGGAUCAUCACGACAGCAGACGUCGACCGUUACCUGCGUUCUUGGUUUCAGCAUCAAUCCACCGAGACUUUGCUCAAGUUGUUUGUACUUUUGAGGACAUUCUACGAUACAUUUGCGGACGACUUACCGCUGCACAGGUCACUUCAGCAAUUCUUACCGUGUCUGUAUGAGGUGUUUAUGGAUGAAUUACACGAGCAGAUUUUGCAGCAGAAGAGUGAAUUGUUCGAGUCUUUCUCUUUGUCUCUUCUUUACUCAUUUCGCUGUAUGAACGAUGAGGAUCUCAUCAUCCGGAUGUGUCAUGUGAUAAGGAUUUAUAUCUCGAAGUGCAGACGCCCUCUCUUCCGAUAUCUGGAUACCCACACUGCAUGUGGAGACUUGACCUAUGCGCUCUUGAACACGGGCGUCUCGUUUUCGGAGAGAUGUCGAGUUGCCGUGGCGUCCUUGCUCUAUUUGAUGAUGCGCACGAAUAGUCAAGAAAUGGGACACUUCGCGCGCAUGAAGCUCCACUUCACCUCCGCGAUUUCCAAAAUAGUCAAGCGUGAGGAUUGCAAUUACGAGGUACUGAUAUCUAUACUCAGGUCGAUCCGAGGGCACAAAGAAGGCAAACAGCACCUUGCGCAUUACGAUACUCAAAUUCAUCAAUUUCUGGUUUCUGGUAUCCGCUUUGUGUAUGACUAUUUGUCCAUCUACACGCUGCCAAAUGACUACCUGAGGGCAGAGAUGUACUACCAGAUUUCCCUCAACUAUAUACAUCACCCGGAUCUUCGCAUAUCCUGGCUGGGUGAUUUGGCUCGCUUGCAAGAAUCACUUGAAAAUUACUCUGAGGCGGCUUGCUGCUAUUUGCAGAUCGCAUCGCUGAUUUCCGAGUAUUUGAUGAAAAUCGCUGGUCAAAAACGUCCUAUCAAGAUCCUUCCUGACUGCGCGGAAAUACGAGAGAAGACUUUUUCUUGCAUUUGCAAGGAGGACCCGCUAAGUCUCGUAUGGCUCGAGAACAAUACCAUUCUUUUGCCAGACUUUUCAGAAGAUGGCUAUACUAAGUUUCUAUCAGCGGCCGCCGAUCUCUUCGCGAAGGCAAACGAACCGAAUUUGACGAUCGAAUGCUUCUUCGCCCUGAUUUAUUAUUACAAAGAGAACAACCGCUGGGAGCCACUUUCCGACAUUUCUCAGCAAGUUGCGACAAUUGCGCAUGACCUGUACGAGGCCAACCGUUCUCAGAGUUGGAUCCCGUCGAACUACUACCGAGUCGGGUUUUAUGGCAAGGACUUUGAAGAGAAUGGCAAGGAAUACAUUUAUUGUGAGAGUCCCUCUGUACGUCUCGCCGACUUCACAUCGAAGAUUGAAAAGCUCUAUGAACAACAAAUCGAGGCAGGAAACCUGAAAAUUCUGGGAAACAAACCGAUCGAAGAGAUGGAACUCGAUCCGGCGAAGAAUUACUUGCAGAUCGUUUCCUGUGAAGUUUAUCUCGAAUACGAUGAAUUAGUUUCUAGGGACUACCACACGUACAGCGACCGGGAUCUCAAUGUUCAAGAAUUUUGUUUUCAGCUUCCUUACUCACCAGAUGGCACCGACAAUCGCGAGGAAUCGAUUAGCAACUCCUGGAAGAGAAAAAUUAUUUUGAAGACCAGUAAGUGCUUCCCGUACAUGCUACAGCGUCUUCCCGUUGUCAAGAAGGAUAUCAGAAUACUCGAGCCCGCUGAGAGCGCCCUGGACCUCAUGAUGACGAUUGUCUCUCGUUUCAAGCAAGCCUUGAAUCGCGUCCCCCCAAAUUCCAAGACGGUACAAAUCAUUCUUCAAGGAUCUGUACUUACUCAGGUCAAUGCCGGCCCCUUGGCUAUCAUCAAAGAGUUUCUUGGGAAUGCCUCAAAAUAUCCUAGCAGCGUUAUCGAAAAACUGGGCGUCCAUGUCAAGACAUUCGUCCGACUGUGCCAAUUCGGUAUUCGUCUGAACGCAACCUUGAUCGAAACCAAGCCAGAACUUGCGCCUCUUCAUAACGAGAUCGUUAAAGCAUUCGCUGUUUUGCGGGAUGAGGCUGCCAAGUACUUAGACGUUCAAUAAAGCAUAAAUUCUUUUUUCUGGUUACACUAAAGCGAGAAAUCAAGAACGUUAGCAAAUAUUG
Molecule: messenger RNA, 6786 nt
Organism: Schistocerca gregaria
Lineage: Eukaryota; Metazoa; Arthropoda; Insecta; Orthoptera; Acrididae
Product: dedicator of cytokinesis protein 9-like
Exons: 2
Coding region: 246-6725 (2159 amino acids)
Biological process (GO): small GTPase-mediated signal transduction; positive regulation of GTPase activity
Molecular function (GO): guanyl-nucleotide exchange factor activity
Source: RefSeq, a predicted model, not a curated record